AUGUGGCCCCUGGACCCAUCCCGGAAAGAGGUCCUGGGGUUUGCAGUCAGCUGCCGUGUCCUGACUCUGGUGCUGCAGGCUCUCUUCAAUGCCAUCAUCCCAGACCAUCGUGCAGAAGCCUUCUCUCCUCCUCGGCUCGCCCCCUCUGGCUCUGUGGACCAACUUGUGGAAGGUCUUCUGGGUGGCCUAUCUCACUGGGAUGCUGAACACUUCCUGUUCAUUGCUGAGCAUGGCUACCUGUAUGAGCACAACUUUGCCUUCUUCCCUGGUUUCCCCCUGGUCCUGUUGGUGGGAACUGAAUUGAUGAGACCCCUGUGGGGGUUACUGAACCUACGGAGUUGCCUGCUCAUCUCAGUAGCACUGCUCAAUUCCUUGUUUUCCGCGCUGGCUGCACUUGCACUUCACGACCUGGGCUGUUUGGUUUUGCACUGUCCCCGCCAGGCCUUUUAUGGAGCACUGCUCUUCUGCCUCAGCCCCGCCAAUGUCUUCCUGACUGCUGGUUACUCAGAAGCCUUAUUUGCUCUCCUGACAUUCAGCGCCAUGGGGCAGCUGGAAAGGGGCCAAAGCUGGACUAGUGGACUCUUUUUUGCCCUUGCCACUGGUGUACGCUCCAAUGGGCUAGUCAACAUUGGCUUCCUCGUACAUUCUCAGUGCCAAGACUUUUUCUCAUCUCUCAUGGUGCAGAAUGCUCUGAGACAGCUCUUGAAGCUGAUGGGUUCUGUGUUCCUGUCAGUGUUCACACUCGGCCUUCCCUUUGCCCUCUUUCAGUAUUACGCCUAUACCCGGUUCUGUCUGCCAGGCUCAGCCUACCCCAUUCCUCAGCCCUUGCUGCAAUUAGCUAUAGACCAGGGCUACCGAACUGCAGAGGGAAACAAGCCGCCUUGGUGCUCCUGGGAACUUCCCCUAAUAUACAGCUACAUCCAGGAUGUCUAUUGGAAUGUCGGCUUUUUGAGAUACUAUGAACUCAAGCAGGUGCCCAAUUUUCUACUGGCUUCACCAAUGGCUGUAUUGGUUGCCUGGGCAACUUGGACAUACGCGACCACCCACCCUUGGCUCUUCCUUACACUUGGGAUGCAAAGGAGCAAGAACAAAAAGACCCCAGAGAAGCCUGAACCUGGAUUCCUCAGUCCUCGGGUGUUUGUGUACCUGGUCCACGCUGCAGCGCUGCUGCUGUUUGGCAGUCUGUGCAUGCAUGUUCAGGUUCUCACCAGGUUUUUAUGCUCCUCCAGCCCUAUUGUGUACUGGUUUUCAGCUCACUUGCUUCUGGAUCAAGAACCGCUGCUAAGAUCCCUAGAGACUGUGCCUGGGAAGCCUCCUGCAGGGGACCCCCCACCAGGACAAAAGGUCCCCAGAAACUCUAUCAUGGGACUCUUGUACAACUGGAAAACUUGUUCUCUGGUCACACGAUGCAUUUUAGGCUACUUCGUGACUUACUGGCUCUUGGGACUACUCCUCCAUUGCAACUGGCUGCCUUGGACAUAA
Molecule: messenger RNA, 1482 nt
Organism: Rangifer tarandus platyrhynchus (Svalbard reindeer)
Lineage: Eukaryota; Metazoa; Chordata; Mammalia; Artiodactyla; Cervidae
Source: the annotation of a GenBank genome assembly